AUGGCGCCAAAGAGAGGGAGAAAUCGGUCUCCGUCUCCAGACCCGGACGGGAUGUUCGCCGGAAUGGUAUUUUUUAUGGUGGAAAUCGGAGUCCAGCGUCGUCGAUUAGAGAUCUGGAAGCAGAAGCUUGUUCAAAUGGGAGCAGUGAUCGUGGAAGAUCGAUUAACUAAGAAAGUGACUCAUGUUCUUGCCAUGAAUCCCGAAGCUCUUCUCGACAAAUUUGGGAAACAACUUCUCUCGAAUUUUAGAGGAAGCUUUCUGCUUUACCAGUGGUUAGAAGAUAGUCUAACUACAGGAGAGAAGGCUAAUGAAGACUUGUAUGUUAUCAGAAUUGACUCAGAAGAAAUUGAAGAGCCCAACAAGUCUUUAAAUGGUAGUGAGGAUCAACCGUCAACUCCAAAACGAACUAGAAAUCCCCCUGAUGCUGGUGAUAUUGUAGCCUUUGAAAGCCAAACCAAUACAAAAGGAUCGAUGGAUUCACCUACAAGUUGCAGUGUUCCCUCUACUAGUGCCAGUCCUGGUGAAGGCAUUUCAGAGACUCCCACUAGUCCACAAUCAGAGUCCACAUCGGUGUACAAACCACCCGAUCUGAACAGAAACAUCACAGAGAUAUUUGGAAAGCUAAUAAACAUAUAUAGAGCUUUGGGUGAUGAUAGGCGGUCCUUUAGCUAUUACAAAGCUAUUCCGGUCAUUGAAAAGUUCCCCUCUAGGAUUGAAAGUGUUGAUCAGCUCAAACACCUCCCUGGAAUUGGAAAGUCAUUGACAGAUCAUAUUCAAGAGAUCGUGACAACAGGCAAGUUAUCCAAGUUGGAACACUUUGAAACAGAUGAGAAGGUACGUACUAUCAGUUUGUUUGGGGAAGUUUGGGGUAUUGGUCCUGCAACUGCACUCAAGCUAUAUGAGAAAGGACAUCGUACACUAGAAGACUUGAAGAAUGAAGAUUCACUAACGCAUUCACAGAGGUUGGGCUUGAAAUAUUUUGAUGAUAUUAGAACAAGGAUUCCACGUCAGGAGGUGCAAGAGAUGGAACAACUACUACAGAAAGUUGGCGAGGAAAUUUUGCCUGGUGUGGAUAUUGUAUGUGGAGGAUCAUAUAGACGUGGGAAGGCUACUUGUGGAGAUCUAGAUAUCGUUAUCACACAUCCUGAUGGACAAAGUCACAAGGGCUUCUUGACAAAGUUUGUAAAGCGUUUGAAGGAAAUAAACUUUCUUAGAGAAGAUCUCAUCUUCAGCACCCACAGUGAAGAGGGUACUGAUUCAGGCGUUGACACGUAUUUUGGUCUGUGUACUUAUCCUGGUCAGGAGCUACGACGUCGUAUCGAUUUCAAGGUUUAUCCAAGGGAUAUAUAUGCAUUUGGACUCAUAGCAUGGACUGGGAACGAUGUUUUGAACAGAAGGCUGAGAUUGUUAGCCGAAUCCAAAGGAUAUCGACUCGACGACACUGGACUAUUCCCUGCCACUCAUAGCUCUAGUGGUAAUCGGGGUGCUAGAGCAAGUGCAAGUCUGAAACUCUCAACGGAGAAACAAGUUUUCGAAUUCUUAGGGUUUCCUUGCCUCGAGCCACACGAGAGGAAUCUCUAA
Molecule: messenger RNA, 1581 nt
Organism: Arabis nemorensis
Lineage: Eukaryota; Viridiplantae; Streptophyta; Magnoliopsida; Brassicales; Brassicaceae
Source: the annotation of a GenBank genome assembly